CAACAAGCAUAAUGAAUAUAAGAAUGUGCUACGGUAGCAUGCUGAAUUCCAGACAAACCCAAGAAUUCCAUACAGCUGGGGAAGGAGGCCCAACUCCUGAGAUAGUCUUAGAAGCAGAACUGAUAGAUCUCAGGGAAAGUGAUGAAAUAGUUGACCUCACCUGUGAAUCCCUAGAACCUACAGUGAUUGACCUAACUUGCCAUGACUCUGUUGUGAUUACUGAAGAAAGGAGGUGGCCAGGGGGAAAUACAAGGUCACCCCAAGGCCAAAUUGGCAGCUAUGUGGUGAGCAGUGAUAAGGAGGAGUUGAUGAGAAACAGAGAUGUGUAUGUAACCAACAGUACCUGUCAUAAUGCCCUGGAAGAAGAAACUUUAAGUUGCACACUACCUGGCUAUAUCCAGUGUCGAAUUUGUAUGGAUGGGUACUGGGAGAUUGAACUGAGUAGGCGACACAUUUACUCUACAGAAUGUGGCCACAUCUUCUGUAGUCGGUGCCUCUGCACUUCCCUUAAAUAUAAUAAAAAAUGCCCAGUUUGUUUGAAAAAACUCAACUGCUAUCAGUACCACCGCAUUUAUAUAUGAAGUGUGCUGUGUCAUUCAGGACAGAUAGAACCCUUGGCACGGAAACGUCCUCGUGCAGAAACUAUGGGUUGUUGGCAUCCAAUACACUGGACUCAAAAAGGCUGCUUUUAAAAAUUGUUCUCUGGAGUAUAUAAAAAACUCUUUCAUUUCUCACACACUAUAAGACUGCUUUUUGAUUUCUUUAGUUUCAUGCUUCAGGGCUGGACUUUGGUUGUCAUAUUGUGCCAGAGACUAGUGGUUGUCCUCAAAGCAAUUUUUCCUUUUUUCUUAUAGUAAUCAAUUUACAAUCAAUUUUUCGUUGACCACACAUGGGCAUUUUGGAUCAUCUAAAUAGGGCAACAUCCUAGAGAUAGUGGAGCAAGUGGAUGGAAGGAAUCUGGGAGACUGACAACUUUGCAAGUCAGAGCCACCAUACAAAUUUGAACUUUUACUUGAGAGAUAAAUAAACAU
Molecule: messenger RNA, 1031 nt
Organism: Neomonachus schauinslandi (Hawaiian monk seal)
Lineage: Eukaryota; Metazoa; Chordata; Mammalia; Carnivora; Phocidae
Product: E3 ubiquitin-protein ligase RNF4-like
Exons: 1
Coding region: 12-581 (189 amino acids)
Biological process (GO): positive regulation of transcription by RNA polymerase II
Molecular function (GO): transcription factor binding
Source: RefSeq, a predicted model, not a curated record